Enhydra lutris kenyoni (northern sea otter) is the source of this 9038-nucleotide messenger RNA. RefSeq names its product MKL1/myocardin like 2 (gene MRTFB). The transcript has 15 exons. The record is from RefSeq and is a predicted model, not a curated record. Bases 845 to 4090 code for a protein of 1081 amino acids. Gene Ontology annotation, biological process: smooth muscle cell differentiation. Lineage: Eukaryota; Metazoa; Chordata; Mammalia; Carnivora; Mustelidae.
UUCCCUCGGAACAAUCAUGGCGAUGUUCACUCGGUCAGCCGACUAGUGGCACAAAGGGAAACUGCCGCUGGGGUCCGGACUGGUGACGGCUUCUGCCGCAAUUGCAGUACGUUUCCCUGUUACAAAGAGCCCUGGCUCUGCCAGGAGGAGCCGGACGCCACAAAAGAACUUGGGGAGUUAGGCAGUGCCGCUGGCGGCUUGUUUGUGCAGUGCGGUCCCUCCGCUGGGAGAAGACCCGCUUCCUUCGGACGCCCUCGACUGUGCCCUCCGUGUCGCCGGAGAACUUACUGAGGAAUGAAUGUGCUCGUCUGGCUGACAGAAAGUAUUUCCACAGCCUGCGGGUGUGUUUAUAGAGAGCCGGCGAGAGACCACAGGCAGCAAAUUUGUCUUCUUAGGUAUCAGCAAAGUCUUCUCUUUUAACAACUACAGGAUUUAUUUUUAACCGCUUGACUCAGUGUUUGUCAGAUGAUUCGGACCAUCAAACUGCAGCUGGAAGUACCCAGCGCGCGGGGGAAGCUGGAAUGGCAAGGGGAAGGGGGCUGGCUGGGAAAAGGGGUGGGAUUUCAGCAUCGUGCCUCUGGGGCUCUGCCUCCCAACGUGGGAGAGAGUUUAGGGCUUCCAGCAGCACAAGUGUGUUUGCGGGUCAGGCUGGGAACUGAAUGGGAAUGGCUGCCUUCGGCUGCUUAACGACAUAAUUGCCCAGCGCCCGGGGUCUCGUGAGGAGGAACCCAGGACCCAGGAUCCGGGGACCGGGGACCAGAGCGUGCUGAGCGCCGGUCUCUGCUGCUCGGCGUAUUGCGCUUCGCUCCUGCUGGAUGCUGCCUGUCUCCAGAAGCCUCUCACCAUGAUCGAUAGCUCCAAGAAGCAGCAACAGGGCUUCCCAGAGAUUUUGACUGCUGGGGAUUUCGAGCCAUUAAAAGAGAAGGAAUGCCUUGAGGGGAGCAACCAGAAAAGUCUCAAGGAAGUGCUCCAGCUGAGGCUGCAGCAGAGGAGGACAAGGGAGCAACUGGUGGACCAGGGCAUCAUGCCACCUUUGAAGAGCCCAGCUGCAUUCCAUGAGCAGAUAAAAAGCUUGGAACGAGCCAGAACUGAAAACUUUUUGAAGCAUAAGAUUCGGAGCCGACCAGAUCGUUCUGAACUUGUCAGGAUGCACAUUUUAGAAGAGACAUUUGCAGAGCCGUCCCUGCAGGCCACUCAGAUGAAGCUGAAAAGAGCUCGACUGGCGGAUGAUCUGAAUGAAAAGAUUGCUCAAAGACCUGGUCCUAUGGAGCUGGUAGAGAAGAACAUCCUUCCUGUAGACUCCAGUGUUAAGGAGGCAAUUAUAGGUGUUGGGAAGGAGGACUAUCCUCAGACUCAGGGUGAUUUCUCGUUUGACGAAGACAGCAGUGACGCCUUGUCUCCAGACCAGCCGGCCAGCCAGGAGUCACAGGGGUCAGCCGCGUCCCCAAGUGAGCCGAAAGUUAGCGAAUCUCCGUCUCCUGUGACUACAAGCACUCCAGCCCAGUUUACUUCAGUGUCCCCUGCAGUUCCUGAAUUCUUGAAAACUCCUCCUGUGGAUCAGCCCCCCACCAGGUCCACCGCACCUGUCGUCCCCACGAAUACUGUGUCCUCAGCAAAGCCUGGGCCAGCGCUAGUAAAGCAAAGCCAUCCCAAGAACCCCAACGACAAGCACCGCAGCAAGAAGUGCAAGGACCCCAAGCCGCGGGUGAAGAAGCUGAAGUACCACCAGUACAUCCCGCCCGACCAGAAGGGCGAGAAGAGCGAGCCGCAGAUGGACUCCAACUACGCGCGCCUGCUCCAGCAGCAGCAGCUCUUCCUGCAGCUGCAGAUCCUGAGCCAGCAGCAGCAGCACUACAACUACCAGACCAUCCUGCCUGCGCCACUCAAGCCACUUAAUGACAAAAAUAACAACAGUGGGAAUUCCACUCUGAACAGUACCACACCUAACCCUCCAAGACAGAAUACAUCUGCUCCUGUGAGAAAGCCGGGACCUCUGCCUUCUAGCUUGGAUGACUUAAAGGUGUCGGAACUGAAGACAGAACUGAAGUUAAGGGGUCUUCCAGUGUCAGGCACCAAACCGGACCUCAUUGAACGCCUGAAACCCUACCAGGAAAUGAACAAUAGCAGUGUCACCGCAGGUGGCGUCCUGACAGUGCCCGCGUCUGCCAUCGUCACCAGUAACCCAGAAGUCACUGUGGCACUGCCCGUCACAACACUGCACAACCCCGUGACCAGCUCGGGCUCUUCCUUCCAGGCAGAAUUGCCACCCGCCGGCACCAGCACCGCCACCCGUGUUGAGACCGUCAGCUCCCCUCUGCCCAUCUCACCGUCCCCCUCUGAACAGUCCAGUCUCGGGACCGAGGACACAAACAUGGCAGACACCUUCACAGAGAUCAUGACCAUGAUGUCGCCGGCGCAGUUCCUGUGCUCGUCCCCUCUGCGAGUGACGGGCCCCGAGGACAGCCCGAGCCCCACCAGCAGCACGCUGUCGAGUCUGGAACUGGACGCGGCUGAGAAGGACCGCAGGCUGCAGGAGAAGGAGAAGCAGAUCGAGGAGCUCAAGAGGAAACUGGAACAAGAGCAGAAGCUCGUGGAAGUUCUGAAAAUGCAGCUCGAGGUGGAAAAGCGAGGGCAGCGGCAGCAGCCGCUGCUGGAACCGCAGCCCGGCACCGCAGCCAGUCCGGCGGCCACGUUAGAUCCGAAACUCGGCGGCGCCGGCUCCUCCGUCAAGGAUGAGGCCUCGCUCAGCGACUGCUCCGGCUCCAGGCAGCCGGGCCCGGGAGCCGGCCAGCCCGUCGGCCAGCCCCUCUCGGCGGCGGGCCAGGCCCUGGUGGCCAAGAAGGCGGUGGUGAUCAAGCAGGAGGUCGCCGUGGCCCAGGCGGAGCCGCCGAGCAUCGUCCCACAGUUUUACGUGAGUUCGCAGGGACAGCCGCCACCUGCCGGUGUCGCUGCGCCUCAGGCUUUACUGACCACACAGACCGCCCAGCUGCUGCUGCCGCUGUCCAUCCAGGGCUCCCGUGUCACCUCAGUGCAGCUCCCCGUAGGCAGCCUCAGACUCCAGACUCCAGCACAAGCAGGAAUCCAGACUCAGCCUCAGACAGCAGCGGCCACGCUGUCCUCGGGCUUAGCCCAGACUAUACCUCAGAAGCAAGACACUUUCACGCCACAUGUGCUCAAUCAGCCUCAGCAAGUUAGAAAGGUUUUCACAGCCUCAGCAUCGAGCGCCGUUCUCCCCUACCCGAGAGCACCCGCCCCAGCGGUCCAGCAGCCCUGUGUUAAUAAGACUCCCCCCAGCGUUCUGCAGCCCAGAAGUGCCCCACUGCCCUCCCUGCAGAACGGACCUACCACCUCCAGCAAGCCCGGCUCACCCCCGCCACCCCAGCCGUGUGUCGUCCAGCAUUCCCUGUUUGGGAGCCCAGUCCCCAAGACAAAAGACCCUCCGCGCUACGAGGAGGCCAUCAAGCAGACACGCAGCGCCCAGUCCUCCCUCCCAGAGAUUUCCAACGCACACAGUCAGCAGAUGGACGACCUCUUUGAUAUCCUCAUCAAGAGUGGAGAGAUCUCCCUUCCUAUAAAAGAAGAGCCGUCACCCAUCUCCAAAAUGAGACCAGUGACAGCCAGCAUCACCACCAUGCCGGUCAACACAGCGGUGUCCCGGCCACCGCCCCAAGUGCAGAUGGCACCACCCAUCUCCUUAGAACCCAUGAGCAGUUUGUCCGCCAGCUUGGAGAACCAGCUGGAAGCGCUCUUAGAUGGAACUUUCCCUUCGGCCAACGAAAUCGCUCCACUGCCGAGCAGCAGUGAGGACAGAGAGCCCUUCUCUCUGAUCGAGGACCUCCAGAACGAUCUGCUGAGUCACUCGAGUGUGCUGGACCACUCACACUCCCCCAUGGAGACUUCCGAGGCCCAGUUUGCCGCCAGUACCCCCUGUCUGUCACUGGACCUUUCGGACUCGAACUUGGACAACAUGGAGUGGCUGGACAUCACCAUGCCUAACACGUCAGGACUCACUCCCCUCAGCACGACCACCCCCAGCAUGUUCUCCGCUGACUUUCUAGAUCCACAGGACCUGCCGUUGCCGUGGGACUAACGUCGCUGAUUUCUCGUUCGAGCCUAUGUCGUUUCAGAAGAUGAAGAUCAUUCUCCAAGGUCAGUUUUUAGAGACAGAUUCCGAGUUGCGCUGUUGCAAUUACAAUAUGUCGUCACGGGAAGAACGGAUAGAUGGUCAUAGCCUGGAAACCGAGUGCGAACACAUUUCACGGCGCCCAGCAGUGAAUUUCUCCAACUUAACACAGCACAGGGCCUUCUGAAAAAUCACUGGUUACAGAAGACCCACCUGUUUCUCCAGACUUCGGCAGAGAACGAAUAAAGACAUCCAGAAGAGGGACGUGUGCGGGAGAGUGACACGUGGAUUCUCUGGCCGUCCAUGAACUACAUUUACGCCUCUGCGGUCACCUUCAGACCCGACGCUCAAGGCAGACAGCUCCCCUCCAACGAGAGGACAGCGGCCCUUGCAUGCGGUCCGUCCCAGCCGUGACCGGAGCCGGGCUGUGGGCGGCAGAGGCCGGGGAGGGCGCCCGCCUGUUCCCAGACAGCGGCCACUGCGGACUUCUCCUUCCGUUCGGAAACCAACAUCGUUUAUCUGUGUCGUAGUUUUGUGGAACUAAAACUUAGUUGUGGGGAAUCUUACUGUAGCUUCCCAGGUUUCAGUUUAAGUGGGAGAUCCUUCACCAUCAUCAGACGACGUCUCCAAAACACUGUCCUAAACCAUCCACUGUACAAAGUCCUUGUAUACGGAUAACACUGAAAAUUCUAUUAGCAACCCUCGGGGUUCAGUAGGUGGGUUUUAAUGUGUAUAUGAGACAUUUGUAUGUCCACCCUGACAUUGUGAUUUGUACAGCCUACAUUGGGGUAAGGAAUUGGUAGCCAGUGUGCCUACUUGUUUUAAUAACUCGGCUGUUUCUAGAGUCCCUGAGCCAUGUGUAUUUCCGUAUUUAAAGAAAUGCUGACUGAUUUCCAGGUAACCAGACCCAUCUCACAGAACAAGGAAGGCUUCAGUGUAAAAUAUCCUUCUGAGCUGUUGAGUUGCAAAGAGAGGGCCGAGGAGAAGUGUGCCAGGAGCCCCAAAUGUUCCCGGGGGGGGGAAUCUGGGCAGGCUGGCCGCGGGGCCCAGCUCUGGCCGCCUCUUCUCUGCCGUUUUCCCUGACGGGCAUCCUUCAGGCUCAUAACUGGAUGUCAUACCCGAGCUCUCACUAGGUUAUCAAGCCGAAGAGGGAAAAACUGGAGGUUUUACUAGUCAUUGUUUUAUAUAGAGAAGUUAUCACCCAUUUGCUGAGUAGUUCCUUAAGAAUUUUCUAAAAUGCCAACUAUCACAGGACUUCCAGAAUUAUCUCAAGUUAGUCAUUUAAGGUUAGGACAAAAUGUAAAUAACUUUUCUGAAAAAAACAAAAAAAACCCUGAAAUCUACCCAAAAAAGUGUGAAGGUGUUUGCUGAAUAAUUUCACCUGCUCCGCACCUCACGUUCUGUAAACCCAAGGGCCAGGUUGCUUUCUCUGCAUCCUCAGAUGGUGACGUCCCCACGGUGACUUGCCCGAGCCAACCUGACCGACCCACUGCUUAGAGAGAAUCCAGGCAUCACGGCUGGGUCUGCACUUUGCCUGAGCGCCGAUCUGAUUUCGGUUUGUAGAUCCUCCACGGGAGGAAAGUUUGCUUUUCCAGGAUUCGGCCGGAACACGGGCGCCCUCUGUUAGCUGGCACUUCCCAACUUGACAGACAUCUGAAGCGUUCGGGGCAGAAGCGGUUACGCUCGGUGUGGUCUGAGGGGGCAGUUUCAAUGCUCAGAAACUGGGAAUCCAGCACCUGGAGUCCAGUAGCCUGCUCAGCAGGAUGCCGCCAUGGGAGCAAGCCCGAGAGAGUGUCACCCCGGGGGACGCAUGGCCCCAGUGCAUCCCUUCCGGAAGGGCCUGCGUCCGGGGACCGGCUGCCCACCCGGGCAGGUACUUGUCUGGGGGUGGUCCUGGCCGUGGGUUUUGUCCGGGGCUCACCUGCUCUGCACGUGGGCUCUGGGCUUCAUCUUCACUCAGAUUUCAGUGGCUUCUCAAGUGAACCCCAGAUAGCAGUGGGACUGUGGGAGGCAAGUGACCAGCUAGCGCCGUGGACUCUUGCUUGCUAUUUUCACCAUCUUGAGUGGUGCCCGAGAUGCUUUCCCAGCCCUCAGCUCUCCCGUUGCUUUUUCAAACUAAGGCCAGAAACACGCCGCAGGAAGGGUGCUCUCCAGAAACCCACUCGAGCGCAGACAGCGCCGCCCCACCAGCCUGCUUGCUUUGGACUAGGCGUUACUUCACGCGUGCGCCCAAACCCUUACGUACGGGGCUUCCUUGACAGGGAAGGCGAGGAGCCUCCCGACCCGAGCUGCACCAGCCCCCACUCACACCAUUCCGCCAGGCCCUCCCAUCCUGGCGUGGGCGGCCGGCCGGCACGCGGGGCGGGGGGCCACUGUGCUCAAGGUGAGACGUGUGCAGCCGGUGACGUGACCAAAGACCGUGCUGUCCUCGAGGCCCCUCUGACCUGACUCGCUGCACACAGGGUAAGGACUGUCUGCGUCGUCACGGCCGUCAAAGCACAGGGCAGGGCGGCCAGGACGCACGCGUGUGGUGUAGACGUGGGGGUGUGGCCCGUCGUCUUGCACACGUCCCAUUGCCAAGGAAACAACCAGCGCCUGGACAUGCGCUCUCUCCCAUCCAGUCUGACCUCUCCGAAUAUUCCGGAAACACCGUCGCAUGGAGUUUGCCUCUCCAGGAUAUGCAGGUACCAGCUCCUGUCCUCCGGGCCUGGAGGAAGGGCAGGUCGCCCCAGAGCUUCCCUGGGCUUUGUGAGUCUAGAGGCCGGGGGCCCUUCAGCAGCGCGCGUCCAGGGAGCCCCUCCGGGCAUGUUGCUGGGGUUCACGUGCUGGCGUUCUUCCAGAAUUGUGCGAUCUACUGUACAGUACUUGCCGCAUAUUUGUACAUAGAUAUAUUCUCAAUUCGUGGGAUUUCUUGCUCAGAUACUCUGUGUUUUACAGGACUAUUUUUAUAAUACUAGAAAGAUCUUAUUUAAGUUUCCUUUUUAAAAAACCCGGUUCUGUGAUCCGUGUAACUGACCCUUUAGGAAGCGUGAUUUCAGGAGGCGGUCUGCGGCGGCCCCGAGUGAUGGGUCGGCAGCCUGUCCCCCCUCUGCUCACCAGAGUGGACUCAGGCUUCCUCUGCCCUCCCCCCGCCCCCGAUCAUUCCAGGCCACCCCACUUUCUUCAGCGCCCGUUCCUAAUUCCCAGGCUGAAACCAGCCGCAGCAGCCGGCCCAGCAACUGUCCCCACAAGCGAUGGGACAGUCCCUCUCUUGUCCACAAACAGGCGGGGCCGAGAGAAGUGCAGGGCGAAGGCGCUCUGGCCGGCACAGCCCCCGAAACCCCUUCAGGCUCUUGCCGGCAGUCACUAGAGAGGGGCAGCCCGUUUCUGCAGGUCCACACACAACCCUCCCUGUUUUGUCACCCUCUCCGCACACAUGCGUCUCCCUGACCCCCGGCAACACGGCAGAACACCGCACUGUCCACUGCCCUGGAGGCCACGGAAUGAGCCCAGGGGAUCCAAGCGCGUUAACUGGAAGGGCCGCCCCGUCAGGGAGCAGAGCUGAGCAGGGCAGGCCUGUGUGUUUGCAGAGCCUCCUACCGCGUCCCGGCUCUCCCGCCAAGCGCUGCGGUCACAACUGGAAAGUAACAAGACGCGGCCGUUCUUCGCCCUGUCUCCAGCCCCGCUCCCGUGCACGCCUGUCCGGGCCACCUGUUCUCUUGGUGAAGUGACUGUCUACAGGACCACAGGGAGGCUGUGCGUGCCCGCCCCCCCCGACCCCCGCUCCCUCUUCCUUGCCAUACCCGGGGAGCGCCGGCGGCCCCGCAGAGCCUCUCUCCCUGCGAUCUCCGGUGCGAGGCCAGGACGGCCCAGAGCGGCACGUGUUUACACAAGAGCACUUCCCCCGCCGCACCAACACAUCGCUCUGCGCCGCGAGCCGCGGCCAGGCAGUGUCACCGCUCCUCGACAACGGGAUGGCCGUCUCAGACCAAAGGUGCUCUCUGGAAUCGGAAUAGGUCCUUGGCGAUAAUCCACACAGCUUGUCGUGUUCAAAAGAGCUUUGUGCCAACCACUAAGACAAAGCUUUAACCAAGUUCAUAGAAUCACCGAGACCCGUUCACUAUUACCUCUCUACGUUAUGCUGUAAGGAAACUGGCUGACCGGGGAGGAGGAGGGAGCAUUGAGGAAAGGGUUUAGUAUCUACCAAAAGUACUUAACCUCAAGUAACCAAUAGUAAUGCAAACUUGCUUUAAAGGAACCAAAGGCAUUGCCAAGUAUUUGCCAAAAGAAGGCACUUUUUAUUUAUAAAAUUUGAGACUAACGAUAUCUCAACAGUCCCAAAAAGGUAUUAUCCAUCUAAGGUUAUAAUUUUCACAAAGGUGUAGAUAUUUCUCUAUUGUUUCCAUGUAAAAUAGUAUAGAUUUGUUUUGUUGGUUUAAGAAUAAUACAUAUUUAGCAGUAAAACAGUUUCUUCCUAAGUGCAGAUUAGUUUCCUUUCUUCUAGCUUGCAGUCGAAACAGUGUGACGGGCGUUUCUCUUCUUACUUUCAUGGUCACAUUACGUCUUAGCAUCUCACUUUGUGGAAACAAGGAGAAAGAUACCAACCUACAGAGCCCCGCUUACUAAAGCACUAGCUUAAUGAACAAAAAAGUUACGGCAAUCGGGGGGUCCAGUCAUGUAUUGCCUUUAUGUUGUUUUUUAAAAGAAAACCAUGAUGCCUUUGUAUUUGCUGUUUGCACCCCUGAAAUCAAUUCCGUAUCAUGUUUGGAUGCCAUACAUUUGCACAUGUACUGUACAUAGUAACGCAUACUGUAUUUUUAUAUGUGUGCACAUUUCUCAUCAGAUCUUUUGUACAUAGUGGCAGUAUUGUAGCCGGUCAGGAAACGUUUGAUAUCUCAGCAAUUUUGCAUUUUUGUGUCUCAAAUAAAAACAUUUU